Messenger RNA from Capronia coronata CBS 617.96, 2349 nucleotides. RefSeq lists its product as uncharacterized. Gene Ontology annotation, biological process: positive regulation of transcription by RNA polymerase II; DNA-templated transcription. The transcript has 3 exons. Bases 1 to 2349 code for a protein of 782 amino acids. Lineage: Eukaryota; Fungi; Ascomycota; Eurotiomycetes; Chaetothyriales; Herpotrichiellaceae. The record is from RefSeq and is a predicted model, not a curated record. Gene Ontology annotation, molecular function: DNA-binding transcription factor activity, RNA polymerase II-specific; sequence-specific DNA binding; zinc ion binding.
AUGGAAACAGAGCCUUUAGGACUGUCGAACGGCCUGCCCUUGGCGCCUCAAGGGCGUCCAUGGCCGUCUUACUCCGGCGCUUUCCUGAUGGAGCAGGAAGAUGAUGCAGAGCAAGAAGAGCCAAGCAGGGCAAAACGGCCCAGAGUCACGCUGGCCUGCCAGCGAUGCAAGACUAGCAAGAAAAAGUGCGACGGGUGCCAGCCUUGCAGCAAAUGCAAGUCCAGCCAUGCACACUGCGAAUAUAUCGUGCCACAGAAGCCCAUGCCUUUCGGCAAGAAUCAGUACAUCAAGUCGCUCGAGAGUCGUGUCGCUGAGCUGGAGACCCUCCUGUCGACGCAUGGCAUGACCGGCCUCAGCAACGACCACUGGAAGUCGGCCUCGCCCAGCAACAACAAUUACAACAACCACGUCAACAGCAACAACGACCCUUCCAUCCAUUGGGAAAUGGCCCAGUCCGAGGGCAAGUCGACGUCCAGCAGUCUAGGGCCUGACGUGGCGGACCCGGAUGCAGCGGUCCUGGACUGGCAAGACGGUGCGGACUCGGUGGUGUCGGUCCUGAGAAGCUUGUCGCUCGAUGUCAACGGUUCGGGCUACAUUGGGGCUUCGUCACAAGUGGCCAUGGGCAGGUUGUUCACCUUCCUCGGCCGAGGUCGUCGACACCACGAUCCUGUUGGCUCAGUUGAUCAUAGCCAUGGGACCGCGACGACCACGACUACCGCCACUGCCACUGCCACCGCCUCGUCCUUCUCUUCACGUCCGCAGUCCUUCCCCACCGGACCAUCAACCCCGUCGUCGUCGUUGUCGUCGGAUACUCUACAGCCCAUCGACUUCACCGAUGUCCCGGACCAGGUGGCCGAGCGCUUAUUCGGCGGGUACUUGAAACACAUUGCCACGCGGCUGCCCGUCAUCCACACGGUCUGGGCACGGGACGUCCAUCAGAGACGACACUCUCUCACCGACAUGUUCGAAAUCACGGUCCUCCAUCUGGUGUAUGCGACGGCAGGCCGCUUCAUCGAAACGACGGGGGAGUCGGGUAUGUUCCACGUGAAGCGACAUUACAUGUCGGCGGUGCAGACGCUGGACACCAUCCUUGAGUACAACGAUAUCCGAACCGUGCAGGUGCUCAUGUUGAUGGCCAUCUAUUGUCUCCGGGAUCCCAUCGGCCCAGGAGCCUGGACGUGCAGUCGGAUCGCCCUUUUGAUCGUCAUCGAGCAUGGUCUCCAUCGACAAACAAAGGCACUGUCCCAGUUGACUCUGGAGGGGGAGCUGCGGAAACGACUCUUUUGGGCGUGCUAUGCCUUCGAUCGUCAGAUCUCCAUCCCCAUGGGCAGACCGUUUGGGAUUUCUGAUCGUGACAUCGACCUGGAAUUCCCACUGGACAUCGACGAAGACAUCACCGAAGAACGGCUGGCAUGUUUGCCCGUAGAAACAGGAUCUUCGCCGACCACCUUAAGGAGCACCUCUCUCACCCCAUUCUUGCUCAUCACUCGACUGAGACAAAUCGAAUCCGACAUUCAACAGACCAUCUAUAGAGUGGACAAGAGUGGCGGACCUGUCAGCGAGUGCGUCACGGACGAGUUCCUAGCACGACUGGAACAGUGGAAGAGCAUGAUCCCGCCGGACACCCACAACCUUAAGGAUGUGGGCGACGUGCCCUACGAUGGUUACGAUUUCUAUAUGAUCUUUUACUUCAAAUGCCAGCGCCUGCUGUUGUAUCCACUGAUUUCAGAUCCCAACGUCGCGCCUCGCUUUCUGAAGGAGUGUGCUCGAGCUUGCGCCGGCGUGUGCGGUGCCUAUCGACGACUGCACCAGACCUUGCCCGUCGGGUAUUCGUUCAUGGCGGUGCAGACGGUCUUCAUGGCAGGCCUGACUCUCGCCUACUGCAUCUGGAUUUCGCCGGACGACAUCUUCGACCUCACAGCCAGCAACGGCAUCCACGACUGCAGCAUCGUGCUUUUUGUGAUCGCCGAGCGUGUGCACUCGGCCAAGAAGUAUCGCAACGCCUUCGAGGUGAUCCGCCAGCGUCUGAUCGACCAGAAAAUCUCUUCCCAGACGCAUGCCAGUCGUCGACCUCGCGAGGCCGUCGUCGGUCUCACGGAAGAGCUGGCCCCGUCCGUCCAUACGUUCGACGUCAACAUGCCCUUUGAGGUCGACAAUGGUGGGUACGAGCAGUUUUCGCAGAUCAUCACCGACAUCACGGGCGAGGAUUUCUUCGCUGGGAUGAACCGUUUCGGCGCCCAGGUCGCCAAUCCUACGGGUACACCUAGACCGGGGCCCGGGCUGGGAACUGCGCCGUUGCAUGGAAUGUUCAAUCCGGUUUCCUUUUGGACCAUGGAAGAUGGCUUCUAA